AUGAAACCAAAAGACAGAGUUCGCGAACGUUUGGAAAAUAAUCCAGUAUACAAAAUAAAGUUCCCUGAAAAAACACCUCGUCAACUUUUGCCUGGAGUUUCCGACCAUGAUUUACUGAAAACUAAAAAGAAUCAGAAUAUAAUUAGCAGUACUCAUUCUGAACUGUAUCCUCAAACAAGCUAUGAGGAAGAAAAACAAAUUCAACAAGCUCUACAACUUAGUAGUUCGUCUCAAUCUACACAUAUGAUGCCCACCCUACAGCGGUAUGUGCAACCACUAUUGCCAACAGUUCAACCUUCUGUGUCCCCUCCGCUUCCGGCUAGACCACCGUCACCGAUACCGAUACCACCACCACCACCACCACCACCAGAUGAACAUUAA
Molecule: messenger RNA, 381 nt
Organism: Saccoglossus kowalevskii
Lineage: Eukaryota; Metazoa; Hemichordata; Enteropneusta; Harrimaniidae
Product: ras-associated and pleckstrin homology domains-containing protein 1-like
Source: RefSeq, a predicted model, not a curated record